Messenger RNA from Beauveria bassiana ARSEF 2860, 411 nucleotides. RefSeq lists its product as uncharacterized. The record is from RefSeq and is a predicted model, not a curated record. Lineage: Eukaryota; Fungi; Ascomycota; Sordariomycetes; Hypocreales; Cordycipitaceae. The transcript has 3 exons. Bases 1 to 411 code for a protein of 136 amino acids.
AUGCCUGAAGUUAUUGCCAAAUUCUUGAAGGAAGAACUCCACAGAAUCACUGACUUUGUUGAUUGCAUCUGGGAAGUGCUUUCCGGUGAUAGUCGUUGCCGGAGGGAGCUGAUUCGCAAAAUCGAGUCCACACCCAACGUUGCUAUUCCUUUGAGUCCCGUAGCCACACCUGCUUCCAUUGCUGAAGAUGAUCCCGAUAUACGAGGCGUAACGGUUGACCCAGUCACUCCAGCACCAAACACCGACCAGCCCAUUGCGCGAUCGUGGUCGAGUGCUCGUGAAUACAACGAAGCGGCCGCCGACACGGAAGCCGAGAAUAUAGUCCAGCAAGCGUUCACCGCCCCUGCCGCCCACGGCAACUGCCAGCAAGCCAAGGCAGAUAUCGACGCAAGCGUCCACUGUCGAGACUAG